UAAGCGAAAUUCAACCUUCAGUUGAUGACUCGGUAGUCAGUCGACACAAACGACACAAAAUCUGAUUUUUCUCCCUCAGUGCUCAGCUUUCUCAGUCGUUUUUACUCGAGAAUGGUCUCUGCACAUGCCAACAAUGAAGGCUCGCAGGAGUCAGCGCCCAUCACACCUGGAGGAACGUACACCAUCCAAACUGUCUCUGUUGGGUGCAAAAUCUACAUCCGCCGUGCAACGCCAGAAGGGGAGGAAGAGCGGCUAGCAGAAAUACUAUCAAUUCGUGAUAAACCCGUGAACUCGUACACUUCCGCAUCAGCACGACGCACAAAGACUCGAGGUGGUGUGAAAGAGGAAGAAGAAGAUGUACUCGACAAACCAGAGGACAAAUGGGAAUAUUUCGUCCACUGGGAUCAAUUUAACAAGCGUUUGGAUGAGUGGGUGACGGGUUCCCGCCUCGUCUUAAGCAGGGACCUCGAAUGGCCCCGUCCAAAGCCGCCACCGGGCAAGAAAGCUGGGCCUGGCUCGCUGCAGAAAGCUCCGGGAAAAGCCCCUCGUUCCCAGUCGCUAUUGAAGAAAGCGACAUCAAAUGCAGCUGCGGCUGCUUCGCCCACAUCUGCUUCGACCCCUGGCCGCUCUGCUUUUCCUUCGCCGUCACCUGCCCCAUCAUUGAAGCGGAAAUUAAACGAUGAAGAGGAGGAGGAGGAAGAGGAAGAAGAAAUCGAAGGGGAUGAUGUGGACGCCGAAGGCGAGAUGGAUGUUGAUGGCGAAGGGGACACCUUCGAACUUAACGUCACUGGUGCACACGCAGAGACACCCCCUCCCGUCUCUUCAUUCAGCAAAGAGCAAGAAAUCGAGAAACUACGGACGUCCGGUUCAAUGACCCAGUCAAUAUCAGAAAUCGCACGGGUGAAGAAUCUAAACCGUUUGCAGAUCGGCAAGCACGAGGUCGAAGCAUGGUACUUCAGUCCAUAUCCAAAGGAAUAUGCGCAUCUGCCCGUGUUGUACCUCUGCGAGUUCUGUCUGUCGUAUUUUCCGUCGCCCAUGAUGCUUUCGCGCCACCGACAACGUUGUACGCUAUUCCAUCCGCCUGGCAAUGAGAUCUACCGCCACCAAGACAUUUCGUGUUUCGAACUUGAUGGGAAGCGGCAAUUAACCUGGUGUCGGAACCUCAGCCUACUGUCCAAAUGUUUUCUUGAUCACAAGACGUUGUACUAUGACGUGACGCCGUUCAUGUAUUAUGUGAUGUGUCAACGAGAUUCAACAGGUUGCCAUAUUAUCGGCUACUUCUCGAAAGAGAAGGAAUCGGCGGAGAAUUACAACGUCGCAUGUAUUUUGACGCUACCGCAGCAUCAGCGCCACGGAUUCGGCAAGCUGCUCAUCGAAUUUUCGUACGAGUUGAGUAAGAAGGAGGGGAAACUUGGCAGCCCUGAAAAGCCCCUGAGCGAUCUCGGCCUACUCGGCUAUCGUGCAUAUUGGGCGGAGGUCAUCGUAGAAUUGCUCAUCAAUACCACGGACGAGCUGAGCAUUGACGAUAUCGCGCAGAAGACGUCUAUCACCCAUGCGGAUAUAAUGAAUACGUGCACAACGUUGCAGCUAUUCAAACACUACAAGGGACAACAUAUCAUCUGUCUCUCGGAAGCCGUUUUAGAGAAACAUGAGAAAGUCCGAAACAAACGCAGACGUCGGAUUUAUUCUGAACAUCUGAUCUGGAAGCCACCGGUCUUCACCAGAGAUCAGCUACGGUUUUACUGAUCACCUCACUUCACAUCUUAGCCAGUUUUUUGAUUGCGUGUUUUUCAUGAUUGAUACCACUGUAUCUGUAGAGUAAAAAGGGACGUUGAUGCAUCAUGUCAUCGUACACGGUGCAAAAGAUGUAGUUCUAUAGCGGUAAUUUCAAAAAGGCUGAGUUAAUCAUUACUGUUUCCCUGGGCGCCCCGUCGUCGCAGGAUGACGUUCUCGUCCUGUCCACCACGUGGGUCCUCUAUUGUCAUCACUCCGCCUUCUCCAAACAGCUUCUCCUGGGGCAGA
Suillus paluster is the source of this 2022-nucleotide messenger RNA. Its product is annotated as histone acetyltransferase. Gene Ontology annotation, biological process: regulation of DNA-templated transcription. The transcript is spliced from 5 exons. Gene Ontology annotation, molecular function: histone acetyltransferase activity. The record is from RefSeq and is a predicted model, not a curated record. Bases 112 to 1746 code for a protein of 544 amino acids. Lineage: Eukaryota; Fungi; Basidiomycota; Agaricomycetes; Boletales; Suillaceae.